Molecule: messenger RNA, 593 nt
Organism: Botrytis cinerea B05.10
Lineage: Eukaryota; Fungi; Ascomycota; Leotiomycetes; Helotiales; Sclerotiniaceae
Exons: 2
Coding region: 24-569 (181 amino acids)
Source: RefSeq, a predicted model, not a curated record
GAUCGUCAUUAAGGCCGAGCCUCAUGAAACGAGUAGAGAGGAAUCAAGGCCACAACAACACAAUCGACAUUCCUGACAUCCGCCGGGAAAAUCCCUAUAUUGAUCUUCUUAAUCAACUCCCUAUCCUACAAAAUCUCCCCCAACAAGUUCUCAAUGACAAUGAAAUUUUUGCCUGGGGCCCAGAUUUUACCCAAGGCGGCCGAAACAUACUCAAGGAUAUGAUGUUCAGCGACUGGUCCGAAUUACAGAGACCUCGAUAUGAUGCUAUCUCAAAGCUAGAUAAAGUUGUUAAAAUAAUGUUCCAGGAUCAGAAUUUCCCAUUCGAGGAGCAAAUUUGGGUUAUGACCGCACUCGCCAAUUUAUAUGAUCGGGGAGUCUCUGGAUCCUUGGCGUUUGACGACUUUGGAUUCAAGCCCGACAAGCAUUUUUUUGGGGAACUUUACGUUCGCUUAGGUCACGAAGAUCGGGCCGCCGUCCUGCUAAAGUCUAUUGGGGUAUUCCCCAACUGUCCAUAUCAAAGUGAAUGGGCCAGAAAAAACUUUUACGAAAAGGGAAAUAAAAUGGAAUAAGGACUAAAAAUCACAGACAAGUCA